Drosophila rhopaloa is the source of this 3663-nucleotide messenger RNA. Its product is annotated as protein lozenge. Gene Ontology annotation, molecular function: DNA-binding transcription factor activity, RNA polymerase II-specific; ATP binding; RNA polymerase II cis-regulatory region sequence-specific DNA binding. Gene Ontology annotation, cellular component: nucleus. Lineage: Eukaryota; Metazoa; Arthropoda; Insecta; Diptera; Drosophilidae. Gene Ontology annotation, biological process: regulation of DNA-templated transcription. The record is from RefSeq and is a predicted model, not a curated record.
AGUUAAAAGUUAGUUUCAGUAACGUUUUGGAGUACGACGCGCGAGCAUUAUUGUUUCCAUUGUUUACGAAGAUUAUUAGUAAAAAUAUAAACACCUCGCCUUACCGCCCUUUCGUGUUGCUAUUUUUUUUAUUUUUUGCUUGAGGCCCUGAAACAAAUACCCAUAAAAACUAACAGUGUGUAGAUUAGAGUUUAUUGAUGAGUGAAAAAAGGACACCGCCACGUGGAGUGAUAAGCGACCUGCUGCGACCCGCACACUGAGAGAAAAGCGGACGGGGAAGGGAGCGCCGUCGACGAAUGCAUUUGCAUCUCCUGGUGGCAGCCAAGACGCCUCCAUCUGAGCAAACGGGCGUUGGGGAGUCGGAGUUGCAAUUGGACUUGGACUUGGGACUGGGAUUGGGAUCGGGAUCGGGAUCGAUAUCAGGUUCGGGACAAGGAGCAGCAGUACUAUCCGGACUGGGAUCUGGCCAGGAAUCGGCAGCGGACCACUGCACCACUGUGGCGCCCGUCAGCGUCGCCGGUCCCGGCCGCCUGGGUCGCAGCAUCAACGGCAGCGGCGGCAGCCACCACCACCACCACCUGCACCACCACUACGCCCCCUACCACGCCCACCACCCGUACCACCACCCGCACCACCACCCACCGUACGCCUAUCCGCCGGCAGCGCCGCAUCCGCCGGCCAUGGUCACCUCGUCCUCCGCCUCGCCAACGGGCAACGGCUGGAGCAGCACCACCGGCGACUUCAAGGGCAUCACGGCGGUGGCCACGGCCACGGGAGGUGGUGGAGCCACCCAGGGAGCCACUGCCUCCACGGGCGCCACCGCCGCCGAGGUGCUGGCCGUUUCCAGUAGUGCCAGCGUGGGCAGCAGUUCGCCCACAGGGGGCGCCAGUAAUGGUACCGCCCACAGUGGUCACAGCGGACACACCGGCGGCCACAGCAGUAGCACCGCCAGCAAUUGCAACAACAACAAUGGUGCCAGCAACAGCAACAACAACAAUAAUAAUAACAACAACAACAACAAUGCCGUUCACCAGGAUCUACUGUGGAUGGAGCGAUUGGUCCUCAAGCGACAGCAGGAACAUCCCGGGGAACUGGUGCGCACGAGCAAUCCGUACUUCCUGUGCUCCGCCCUGCCCGCCCAUUGGCGCUCCAAUAAGACGCUGCCGAUGGCCUUCAAGGUCGUCGCACUGGCGGAGGUGGGCGACGGCACCUACGUCACCAUCCGGGCGGGAAACGACGAGAACUGCUGCGCGGAGCUGCGCAACUGUACCGCCCAGAUGAAGAACGACGUGGCCAAGUUCAACGAUCUGCGGUUCGUGGGCCGCAGUGGUAGAGGGAAGAGCUUCACGCUGACCAUCACGGUGGCCACGAGUCCGCCACAGGUGGCAACCUACGCCAAAGCCAUCAAGGUGACCGUCGACGGACCCCGGGAGCCGCGCUCCAAGACAAGUCCGACGGGUGGACCGCAUUACCGCGCCCUGGGUCUUGGCCAGCGGCCCUACAUCGACGGCUUCCCGACGAAGGCGUUCCAGGAUCUGGAGACGCUGCGCCGCUCCGCCAAAGUGGCGGCGGUAACGACGGCAGCGGCAGCGGCCACGGCGGCAACGGCGGCCAAUGCGGUGGCAGCGGCAGCAGCCGCGGUGGCGGUCACGCCCCCUGGCGUUGGUGGGGGGUGGAGCGGGGGCGUGGCCGGAGGAGCGGGCGCUGGACUGGUGCAGCAAUUGAGCAGCAAUUACUCAUCGCCGAAUAGUACAAUCAACUCGGACUGCCAGGUCUACAAACCGAAUGCACCGCACAUCCAAGGGCCCGAUAUGAUGGGCGCCGGCGAGUGGACGGGAUCUUCGAGUUCGGCGGCUGCCUACUACCACAGCCACGCCCACCAUCCGCACGCCCACCACGCCCACGCGCACGCCCACCUGCAGCACCAGAUGGCCCCCCCACCGCCACCACCGCCCGCUGCCGCCCCCGUUUCGGUGGGCGGCAAUGGAGCCGCCAUGGGCAUGGGCAUGGGUAUGGGCAUGAGCCACUACGGCGGGGGCUACGACUCGGCCAACUCGAUGGAGGCGGGCCAGUAUGCCGCCCACCUGCCGACGGUUCUGCCCGAGAUGCACGGCCAUGGAUUCGCCGCCGAUCCCUACCAGACAGCCGGCUACGGCGGCGGCAAUUCGGGCGGAGGCAGUGCCUCCAAGUCGGAACUGGACUACGGUGGGGGCUACAAUCAGGCGUGGUCGAAUGGCUAUCAGAACUAUCAGUACGGCAGUUGUUUGGCCACCGCCCAGUACGGUCCCCAGGCGGCCCCGCCCCCACAGCCACCGCCCCCGCCGCCGGUGGUGCUGUGCCCGCAGCUCUACUCCACGGUCAACCAGAACCAGAUCCACCUGCAUCUGCACAGCAGCGAGAAGCUGGAGCAGUAUCUGGGCACGGCCACCGGGGCGGAGCACCUGACCAUUGGCUCGCUGACGGGCAGCAGUCGUUCCAGCAUCGAGAUUGGCCAGGAUCAGUACCACCAGGCCCAGCAGGUGCACCACCCACUGCAGCAGCAGCAGCAGCAGCAGGUGCACCACCCACAGCAGGUGGAAUCCGCGGUGGAAGUGGGUGGCGGAGGAGGAGGAGGUGGUGGGGAGUCCGCCCGGGAGGAGGACGUGGGCGAUCUCACGCAGGUGUGGCGACCCUAUUGACCCAAUCGGAUCACCCAUCGGCCACCGGCACCACCCAACCACCACCCACUUCCGCUUGCCAACAGCACCACCACCACCACCCACCCACCGCUGCACCUGCACAUCGAACUGAAUUAGGAGAGCAGCAGGAUCACCACAAGAACUGUACAAUGUUUUUUUUUGUUUUUUUUUCAUAGCUGAUAACUUAUAUAUAUAUUUAACUAACCCCAAUACAUAUGAAAGGUGUACAUAAAAGAAUGAAUACGUUUAAGAUAUAGACAUAAUAUAUGGUCAAGUGGACUUCACGAACUCGAACCUUGAACAAUAUUAUUUCAAAUAUUUUUUGGUAAUACUUUUUUGAUAAUACUUUUUGAGUAAACAGUAAAGAAACUUUUGAGAACUAAAUGAAUUAACAAAACCAGCAUAUUUUCUAUCCUCACAGCUUAUUGGUAUUACAUAUUCCCUCCAGGGAAUCGUUUUUUGUUUUUCCCCUUUUUCACUUUUUUUUAUAUGUCUAUGGUACUUUUUUAUAACUAUUUGAAUUGUAAUUUUUAUACGAAGCUAAAAAUUUAAUUGUCAGAAAACUCCUUAUUUCAAACAUUACGCAUGUAAUAAUAGUAAUUUAUUUCUAAAUCUACAUUUCCACCUAAAUUCGAGAGUUCGAGAAGCAGCAUAAUAACAAAAUUCAUAAUAAUAAUACUAGUAAAAAAUGUAAGCACAUAAUAUCAUCAGCUAAACCAACUGUAAAUAAUAUAAAAUUUAAAGUUAAGAUUGAACGUAAAAUACUGAAUAUGAAAAUGAUGUAACCACUAACACUAAUCCUAGCGUAGAGAGCACCCAAUCCCCUACAAACCGUAGAGAACCAUUUUUUUUAUUAGCCAUAAGCCUAGAAAGAUACUCGAUAAAGCCGCACAAUUAUCUAUAAAUAUAUAAAUACCUAUGUAUACAUUUUUUUUCUGUUACUUUGUGUGUUUGAAUCUGCCAAAGGAUUCGAGAUGAAAGUGAA